Messenger RNA from Gigantopelta aegis, 2074 nucleotides. RefSeq lists its product as uncharacterized. Lineage: Eukaryota; Metazoa; Mollusca; Gastropoda; Neomphalida; Peltospiridae. Bases 656 to 1837 code for a protein of 393 amino acids. The record is from RefSeq and is a predicted model, not a curated record. The transcript is spliced from 5 exons.
UUUAUGGUUUGUUUCAUCAUGUAAUGUAACAUUUUUUAAGUUUACAUUUCUUAUUAUUUCACUUUUUCAGGCUGUGGCGAGAUCGCCAGGAUUUUCUCAGUGUAGCAUUUUUAUGUUGGGUGAAGUUGUCACACGUUACUACGCAACUAUUUGUCAUAAGUGCACACUUUGAUGUUCAAUUUGGUAUAAUAAAUAUAUGAACAAGACAACAUUCAUGCGUUAGGUGUUCAGUCCAGGAAGACACCAUCGGUGCCCCUGCGGCUGAGAGCACCCGAGAACUCGACUACUAUGAUGAACUCAUGGAAGUCUCUAGAGAUGACGUUGCCGAGGUUCAGGCUACUUACGUAGUUGAAAAUCAAUUUCAACUGGAGGCAAUACCACCCGACCUUUUGACAUCAUAGAGGAUUCCGUCGUCGAAGAUCGACCACCACCAGCAUGUGUUGCUAUACAAACUGCAACCACUUUUGCAGUAGUUAAAGCAGCAACCAUCAGAGGAAAAAAUAAACUCUUCGACAGCGACGGGUAUUCUUACGUCGAAAGAAACACACUUUCGGAUGGCACCGUUGUGUGGCGUUGUGCGACUAGAAAUGCACAGGUCAAGCAUUGUCGAGCAUCGGUUAGACAGCAGGCUGACCUGUUUGUGGCUGGUGAGCACAUGCACUGCCAUGUACGGCAAAUAGGAGGCGUAGUGGUUGCGAAAAUGACUGUAGACAUGAAGUUGGCAGCGAAGAGUGAUCCCUUCAGAUCAGCAGGGAGUAUCGUUGAUCAGCUAGUCCAGGAACAUUUAGGUCUGGCUCCCUGCCCAGCGCUGCCAACGAUCGAUCAUCUAGUACACACAGCAAACUACUGUCGCCAGACCAGCCGGCCGAAGAAUCCAACUGACUUGGAAUUCGAGUUGAAAAUGGAUUUCAUCCCAGACAACUUCUUAAAAGGAGAUGUCACUACUGGAAGAAAACGGUAUUUGAUCUUUUCAACAGAUCAACAGCUGCAGCUGUUAUCUAGAUCCACGUGCUGGUACGCAGACAGUACCUUCAAGCUUGUGAAGGAACCGUUCACGCAGCUCUUUAGCGUACAUUCUUUCAUCAGGCAUGAAGACUGUGCAAAACAGAUACCACUUGUUUUCUGCCUGAUGUCUGGACUUCGCAAAAAGGACUACAAGGCUGUUUUGGAGGCGAUCAUUGGGAUGUUGCCCCAGGCACCGAGGGUACAACGUCUGGUGAUUGACUUUGAAUCAGCCUUGUGGAGAGCUGCUGCGUCCGUGAUCCCAGACGUACAGAUAAAGGGGUGUUCGUUUCACUGGACACAGGCUGUCUGGAGAAAGAUUCAAGACCUUGGUCUUCGUCAAGCCUACCUUAGUGACAACGACACUCACAGAUAUCUGAGGAAAUUGAUGUCAUUGCCUUUUCUUCGACAUCAACACAUUCCAGCUGUGUUUGAUGGGUUGAAGGCAGAAGCAUCAACUGACCAGCUGACAACUUUAGUCGAAUACCUGGAAGCGACCUGGAUCCUGGAUGCAACAUGGACACCAGACAGCUGGAGCGUAUACUUUCAGAGUAUACGCAUCAACAACGACGUUGAAGGAUGGCAUUUCAGACUUAACAACCGAGGUCGUCCCCAAGUCCAGCUCUACCUGCUUGUGUCCCUGCUGCACCAAGAAGCCAUCCACAUCAGCAACCAGGUUCGACUGGUGUCAGAUGGAAAGUUGAAGCGGAUGCAGAAGAAGAAGUACCGCGACAUGCAGGCUAAGACAUUCAAGUAUUGGGAGGAGUACGAACGUGGUGAGAGAAGUGCAGCCAGACUUCUCCGUGCUUGCUCCCGCUUGGUGUCUCCGGUAUAAUGUAUCAUAAAUGUACCUCGUCGGUUCAGUGCAUACUUUAGUAUUUAGUAUAUAUCAAAUAAUCGUUAAACUGUGCACUUAUGACAAAUAGUUGCGUAGUAACGUGUGACAACUUCACCCAACAUAAAAAUGCUACACUGAGAAAAUCCUGGCGAUCUCGCCACAGCCUGAAAAAGUGAAAUAAUAAGAAAUGUAAACUUAAAAAAUGUUACAUUACAUGAUGAAACAAACCAUAAA